Molecule: messenger RNA, 1615 nt
Organism: Manis javanica (Malayan pangolin)
Lineage: Eukaryota; Metazoa; Chordata; Mammalia; Pholidota; Manidae
Gene: CAMK1D
Product: calcium/calmodulin dependent protein kinase ID
Biological process (GO): protein phosphorylation
Molecular function (GO): ATP binding; protein kinase activity
Source: RefSeq, a predicted model, not a curated record
CAGCGGUGGCGGCAGGAAGUCUGUGCCCGAGACCAGCAGAAAGAAAAGCUAGGCAGCGAGCGACUGCAGUGGCGGCGAGAGUGAAAGAGGAAACUGCCGAAGAGGAAGCUCUGCCGCAGCCCAAAGUCUCCGCCGGCGCCGGGGCCGAGCAUCGCCGCCUGCUCUCCGGGACUCGCCGCCGCCCGCGCCCCGUGCCCAGCGCGCCCCGUCGACCUCACGCGCCCCUGCCGCUCAGCUCGUUGCCCCCCGCCCUCGUCGGCCAUGGCCCGGGAGAACGGCGAGAGCAGCUCCUCCUGGAAAAAGCAAGCUGAAGACAUCAAGAAAAUUUUCGAGUUCAAGGAGACCCUCGGAACUGGAGCAUUUUCUGAAGUGGUCUUAGCCGAAGAGAAGGCAACUGGAAAACUCUUUGCAGUGAAGUGCAUUCCUAAGAAGGCGCUGAAGGGCAAAGAAAGCAGCAUAGAGAAUGAGAUAGCGGUUCUGAGAAGAAUUAAGCAUGAAAACAUUGUUGCCCUGGAAGACAUUUAUGAGAGCCCAAACCACCUAUACUUGGUCAUGCAGCUUGUAUCCGGUGGAGAGCUGUUUGAUCGGAUAGUGGAGAAAGGAUUUUACACAGAGAAAGAUGCCAGCACUUUGAUCCGCCAGGUCUUGGAUGCCGUCUACUAUCUCCAUAGAAUGGGCAUUGUCCACAGGGACCUCAAGCCUGAAAAUCUUUUAUACUACAGUCAAGAUGAGGAGUCCAAAAUAAUGAUCAGUGACUUUGGAUUGUCAAAAAUGGAGGGCAAAGGAGAUGUGAUGUCCACAGCCUGUGGGACCCCAGGCUAUGUUGCUCCUGAGGUCCUCGCCCAGAAACCUUACAGCAAAGCUGUUGACUGCUGGUCCAUUGGGGUGAUUGCCUAUAUCUUGCUCUGUGGCUACCCUCCUUUUUAUGAUGAGAAUGACUCCAAGCUCUUUGAACAGAUCCUCAAGGCGGAAUAUGAGUUUGACUCCCCCUACUGGGAUGACAUCUCAGAAUCUGCAAAAGACUUCAUCCGGAAUCUGAUGGAGAAAGAUCCAAAUAAAAGAUACACAUGUGAACAGGCAGCCCGGCACCCAUGGAUCGCUGGGGACACAGCCCUCAACAAAAACAUUCACGAGUCUGUCAGCGCCCAGAUAAGGAAGAACUUUGCAAAAAGCAAGUGGAGACAAGCGUUUAAUGCCACAGCCGUUGUGAGACAUAUGAGAAAACUACAUCUUGGCAGCAGCCUGGACAGUUCAAAUGCAAGUGUUUCGAGCAACCUCAGUUUGGCCAGCCAGAAAGAUUGUCUGGCCCCCUCCACGCUCUGUAGCUUCAUUUCCUCUUCGGCAGGGGUCUCAGGAGUGGGAGCAGAGCGGAGACCGAGGCCUACCACUGUGACGACAGUGCACUCCGGAAGCAAGUGACCAGCUCUGGCACUGGGGCCCAGGGGGCGGGGCCAGGGAAGGGGGUCCCCAGAGGCCGCCAGCGCCACCAGCCACUCCAGAGUGAUCCCACCUUGCAUGGUGCGCCUUCCCGCACAGGACUGGAAGACAGAAGUUUUUUAUGGCCAUAUUUUAUACUGCAAUUCUGAAGUGUUCAUUUCUCACAAACUGUACUGAC